Molecule: messenger RNA, 852 nt
Organism: Cladophialophora yegresii CBS 114405
Lineage: Eukaryota; Fungi; Ascomycota; Eurotiomycetes; Chaetothyriales; Herpotrichiellaceae
Exons: 2
Coding region: 1-852 (283 amino acids)
Cellular component (GO): extracellular region
Source: RefSeq, a predicted model, not a curated record
AUGCGAGCCUGGAACGUCAUCCUCGUCGCCACAGGCGCAACAGCCCAAAGCGUCAGCUAUAUAUACACUGCAACGUUCACAGAGACGGCAUUGGAAUUUGUCACCUUCACGACAUGUCCCUGCCCCACAAGUACACCAGGCUUGUCUAGCUUUCUGACGACCACGACUCCACCUCCAAUCACGACGACAUCAUAUACCGGCGGCCCCUUACUUCCCUCGGACACUGUCGCUCCGUCUCCACCCAUCCCGACAUUUACCACCUCUCCGGCGGGAAUACCGAGCGUCUCAAUUUCUCCCUCCUCGACGACCAGCUCCUCGGGGAUCCCAGUGGUGACCAACGACGCGUACAUUGCCACAAUCCUACGCCACCACAACAUCCACCGCUCAAACCACUCCGCGGACCCCAUGGUCUGGAACACCAAUAUGGCGGAUAUUGCGCGCGAGAUUGCCGAGACCUGCGUCUACGGACACGUCACCUCCGUCGGCGGCGGUGGCUACGGCCAGAACAUCGGCGCCGGAUACCCGCCCACACCGCUGGGGAUGGGCAACUUCAUCACCGAGGGCCUCUACAACGACGAGGUCAACAACUACGUCUACUAUGGCACGGAGCCCGAUGUGACCACGCUCAACCAGUGGGGCCACUUCAGCCAGAUCGUGUGGAAGGGCAGCUUGAGCGUGGGCUGCUACACCGCCGACUGCUCGAGCGGAGGCUUGACGAACGCGGGCCCGCCCAUCCCGCCCUACUUUACCGUCUGUAACUACUCGCCGGCCGGUAAGUCCACUUCUUUCAUCUCUCACAAUACAUACUACCUGAAUCGAGCGGGCCACGUGUGGACAAAACAGUGUGGCUAA